This is a messenger RNA of Harpegnathos saltator (Jerdon's jumping ant), 3212 nucleotides long. RefSeq names its product transcription factor Sp5. The record is from RefSeq and is a predicted model, not a curated record. Gene Ontology annotation, molecular function: RNA polymerase II cis-regulatory region sequence-specific DNA binding; DNA-binding transcription factor activity, RNA polymerase II-specific. NCBI's taxonomy places the organism in Eukaryota, Metazoa, Arthropoda, Insecta, Hymenoptera, Formicidae. Gene Ontology annotation, biological process: regulation of transcription by RNA polymerase II. The coding region runs from base 227 to 1417 and encodes 396 amino acids. The transcript is spliced from 3 exons.
AGAAAGCUUCAUUGCGUCGCGAGACGCCCGACCGUAGCGUGCGUGUUGCUAUCGCUCUUCUCUGUUGCUUGCGCACGUAGGCUCGUCUCGGCGUGUGUACUCUCGUUGUUGACUUAUCUUCUGGUUUCUUUUAUUUCUUCCCUUCCUCGUCGGCUCCGGGCGAUUUCUUUGUUUUUUCCUUCUCUCUCAUUGCCCGGCCGAAUCGUGUCGUUGGUCCUGCGCGAAUAUGGACGCGAACCAGGCACCUCUUUCGCCGCCGGCCUCGCCCCAGCUGAAGCACAUGGAACCGCUGCAGUUAUCGUUUAGUGUGGCGGCUCUAUUGGGAGAGAAACUUCCGGUCCAAUCGGAGAAGACCAGGCGGAAGGACGAGGAGGACGCGAGCUCUCAUCCCGCCUUGCCGCCCACCCCUCAACCCUCCGACACCGAGGAGGACGAACCACCUCGAAAACGGCAAUGCGUCGAGCAGUGCGAGCUGGCGAAGCUGCUGCUAGACGGCACUCCACCGCCGAGUCCAGAGCCGGCCCGGGUCUCGGUGAUAAUGCGCGCCAAUCGGGACGGCACUUGCAGUCCCGCCAAUUUAACGGGGACUCCCGCGAUCGAAGGCUGCGCAGCACCACGUGACCAGCAGCCCGUCGCUCGCCAGAGAGCCAGUAGUCCGCGAGCGAGCGCGCGAGUGAGCGCUUUGGCGCCGGUGGAGAACGUGUUGCGCAGCCUCAAGUUCAAGAUGAGCCUGCGUAAAGAGGAGAUCAUCGUCAACAGCAAGAACACCGACCGUGAGAGCUGUCCGCAGCUCUCGCAGCCGCAACAAUUACCGAGAUUGCAACCUCUGGCACCGAAACCAGCACCCAUCGUAGUGGCUAGUCUCCUGGGAUCCCCCUUGGUCCUUCCUCGGGCACCUCUUCUGCUGGUGGCGAACGCCGCACCGGCGAGCGCCGCGGCGGCGGCCAGUUUGAUGAGCACAGGCGCCACGGAGACGCGUCGGCGUGUGUACGAGUGCGAGCACCCGGGCUGCGGCAAGAACUACUUCAAGUCGUCGCACCUGAAGGCGCACACGCGCACCCACACCGGCGAGCGGCCGUUCCCGUGCCCCUUCGACCAGUGCAAUCGUCGCUUCUCCCGCAGCGACGAGCUUUCACGGCACAAGCGUACGCACACUGGCGAGAAGAAGUUCGCCUGCGUCGUCUGCCAGAGGCGCUUCAUGAGGAGCGACCAUCUGGCGAAGCACGUGAAGCGCCACGCCAGGGACAAGUCGUCCUCGGCGGCGGCGGCGUCGUCGUCGUCUGCUUCCGCCGGUAGCCAGCUCUCCACCUCGCAAGUGGCCCCCACGCCCUUGAGAGUGAGCCUGUUGCCGGUGUUGGCGCCGCGAUUGACGGCGCGGCCGGUCCCACAGCUGUUGCCACCUCAAUUGGCGGCUUGAACGACUCGAAGCGCGACCACCAGGGUCGCCUGAAAGCUGCAUUUCGUGGUCCCCGCAUGGUCCUGAUCCUGGCUCCUGGGUUACUCCCGGCGUGCGGAGGUGGAGAUGAAAGACUCCAUAUUUUGAUACUCGAGUUGCUAAGUUAACAAUGCAUAGGAUCAAUCGGGCUGAUUCCGGACGACUGUCGAAGAUGUCGAACACGGGGAGUCGCUUUCGCAUCGGUGAGCCACUGCUGGAAGCACAAACGUGGCAGCGGUCGAUUAACCGACCCACGCAAUCUGGUCGGUUGGGAAGGUGAUGAACGAAGGUCACCGGGAUUUGAAGGAGAGCUGGAGAAGAUUGUAAAUCAGCCGACGUCUGUGGGACGUCAGUAGACACUGUGGGAAGGUCCAAGACCUAAGUAAAUAUGCAGGAGCUAAGCAAGAGCGAAAACAGGCCGAACAGGCAGGAAGAGAGAGAGAGAGAGAGAGAGAGAGGCGUACUUAAGGAGACAAAGCAACACAAAAAGCACGAGACGGCGAUAAGUCAUUGCGUAGGAGGACUCGUCACCGUCGUCUGCGAACCGAGUACCUAAGUGUGUCUGUGAUCCGUGACGCGUGAAGGCUAGUGCACAGUUCAGUCGAGAGUAUCACGACUCGAGAGUCCCUCGCGGAAAGUCCUGCUCGUGUUCGCAGCGUAUAUUUAGCGUUUAAUGUUGCCAUAUGCUUCUCGACCUGAAGAGCGACCACGACGGACGCAGAGCAUUGUCCAUAUUGGUAACAAGCUCGAGCUCAAGUCGCAGCUCAAGCGCGCGAUUCAACGCUAAACAUCGGUUGUGAGAGAAGACGGCUACGAACUUCGACACGGGCACUAUCGUCGAUCGCUCGUCCCUGCAGACGGCGCGAAGGCGCACAAACCUUUUCGUUGGGUGUCCUUCGCGUUCUCGGACUUUCGCGUCGCCAGAGUCACCCUCGAUGAAGGCAGCUGCUCUCGGCGAGUAGAGGUCUCCUCAAAAGCCAGUCAGAGGCACAACGUUCGAUCGAUUCGACGUCGAUGAGAGUUGAAUUAACGUUGAUUGAACGUUUCAUCGACCGCUUCAACGUCUAAUCGACGUCAAAUCAACGUUAUGGUUCUAACUGGGAAUGCGGUCGGCGAGUUUCAGCGCGUUGACCGAGAGAGAGAGAGAGAGAGAAAGAGGAGAGGAAAAAUAUUUAUUUAUGAGGAAACGAGAGACGUGUUAUGAUUUAUGUACAUAGCGGUCAUACACAUAUGCGGCUUCUAAGAUUAUUGAUAGCCGACGAUUAGUUAUACAUACAUUACACAUGUUGUGUUGAGCAUAGAGAACGCGCGGAGACGGACCUGCAGAGACGGCGAGAUCGCGGGGAACGUGCUCAGUUAGGAUCGCAACGUCGAUUCGACGUUGAAAUGAUCGAUGAACCAACGUUGAAUCAACGUUCAUUCAAUCCUCAUCGACGUCGAGUCAACCUUGAAUCAACGUUGUGGUUCUGACUGAGUGGUUUCCUCGGCCGACGAUUUUGUUGUUUCUUUCUUCUUUCGAGUCGCUCGCGUUCUCUCCGGAGACUCGCGAGGCGUGUUGUUUUCUUAUUCCAGAGUUUAUUUAAUAAUCUAUCUCGUGAUCGUUGCGAUCAGCAAGAAAGAAGUCCAGGUCCGUCCACACAAGAUCGUGGAUACGCGUAGAUAUCACGGCCGGGCGAGGAAACUUCGCUCGGCGGCAAUAAGACUUUACUGUAUAUAUGUAUCGUUAAACUGUGUAAAGAGUUUUUCUACAGUCUAAUAAAUUGUAUACUUUCGUAAA